AUGGAGCGAUGUUUACCUGUAGGUGAUGACCAUCAUGGUCGAGAUAAUAUUCCAUCGCUGCAACAAUCUGUACCAACUUCCGCUGAGGAUUACUUAAUGAACGUUCGGCAUGAAGCAAAUAAUUGUCCAGAUGUUGUCGUUGCUGAAAAUUUCGAUUCUUCACGAUUUAAUUCUAGGCGCACAGUAAACUACACGAAGAGUAGCAGUUUACUACCAACUCCUCCAUCAGAAGAAAUACAAGAUUUUCUAAUUCACACAUUUUCAGAAAAUCGGCAGCCGGCUAUGAAGGAUGAAAAUGGCUGGCUUACUUUUUGCUUAGGAUCAAACAAACAUAGAGGAAAUCCUCCAACACUAGCUUUAUUGGCAAGCAUGAAAUAUGCUGUGUUAAUAAAAGCAUUCGAAAAUUUGACUGAAGGCUUUAAUCAGAAGGAAUUUACAGAUCUCUUUGGACAGUGGCUGUAUGCCCUUUUAGUAUGCGUUGAAAAGCCACUGCUACCGGAGACUACGUCUAUGCUAAGGAUAUUGGCCAGAAAUUGCUCAGAACGUCGUGAAACUCUGGCUACUGAUGAUCACCUAGUGUCCGCAUUAAACCUAAUCAUUGUCAUUGUUGCAAGAUCACUUGAAAUCGGUGACCUCCAAUAUACUGUUGCCGUAACAGCGAUACUUGACGCACAAGACUCAAAAACUUCGGCUUGA
Messenger RNA from Trichoplax adhaerens, 696 nucleotides. RefSeq lists its product as uncharacterized. Gene Ontology annotation, biological process: spliceosomal complex assembly; spliceosomal snRNP assembly. The record is from RefSeq and is a predicted model, not a curated record. Gene Ontology annotation, cellular component: SMN complex; spliceosomal complex; nucleus. Lineage: Eukaryota; Metazoa; Placozoa; Uniplacotomia; Trichoplacea; Trichoplacidae. The transcript has 9 exons. Bases 1 to 696 code for a protein of 231 amino acids.